This is a messenger RNA of Callorhinchus milii (elephant shark), 3168 nucleotides long. It is a transcript of the gene spred1, whose product is annotated as sprouty related EVH1 domain containing 1. Bases 208 to 1455 code for a protein of 415 amino acids. The record is from RefSeq and is a predicted model, not a curated record. Gene Ontology annotation, biological process: negative regulation of MAPK cascade; multicellular organism development. Gene Ontology annotation, cellular component: membrane. The transcript has 6 exons. Gene Ontology annotation, molecular function: protein kinase binding. NCBI's taxonomy places the organism in Eukaryota, Metazoa, Chordata, Chondrichthyes, Chimaeriformes, Callorhinchidae.
GUGUGUGAUCUCGAUGUCGAUGCGAGCGGCCGAACUGCUGUCAGGACGGCGGGGAACAGCCGCCGCCGCCGCCUCCUCCUCCUCCUCCUCCUCCAGCGCCACGACGUGAAGAUGCUGAUGAGGAUCGUUAUCGUCGCCACCGUCGCCAUCAUCACCACCACCACCACCACCAUCAUGGCCCUGGUCCUGGUCGCAACUCGGUGAAAGAUGAGCGAAGAGGCGGCGAACCCGAACGAUGAUAGUUACUUUGCACGUGUGCGAGCAGUGGUGAUGACCCGUGAUGACUCAAGUGGAGGAUGGGUGCCACUGGGAGGGGGUGGCCUCAGCUAUGUCACUGUAUUUAAAAUCCAUCUGGAUGAAAGUGGCUGUGAUGAUUUUCUUAUUCGUGGAGAAAGACUCAGGGAUAAAACGGUGGUUUUGGAAUGUGCCCUGAAGAAGGAUUUGAUUUACAAUAAGGUUACCCCAAUAUUUCACCACUGGAAGAUAGAUGAUAAAAAGUUUGGACUUACCUUCCAGAGUCCCGCUGAUGCUCGAGCAUUUGACCGAGGUAUUCGCAGAGCAAUUGAAGAUCUCACAGAAGCAGGUUGCCAGGACCCUUUCAGUGAAGCAGCAGUCUCUGAUGAUGGGUUUCAAGCACCGCAUGAAAAUGAAACAAAUUCUUUAACCAGAAAGGAGAGAAUUUUACAACAUGAUACUAUAGUGACCAAUGAACCUUGCAGAAGCUGCUAUGUUAGGACCCAACCAUUUGAGGAAUUCAGUUCUCGACGAUUGUAUUUUCCUACUCAGCAGAACCAGAUCAUGUUGAAAUCAACGAGGCAUGUCAGUUUUCAGGAUGAUGAUGAAGUAGUGAGGAUAAAUCCUCGAAAGGACGUUUUGAUUAGGGGCUAUGAAGAUUACAGACAUCCCAUUGUACGGAAAUGUGAAUUGGAAACUGAAGGAAAUGCGUAUGUGUGUUUCAAACCUGAGUCUAAAAAACAUGAUUAUGUAUAUCCUUCUGUGGAAGGGAUUGAAUCUGAUCCUAUUAAAGAUUCAAAAGGGUCUGUGGUAUUUAAAACACAGCCCUCACCUUCACAAAAAUCAAAAAAAUCUAAGCGGAGAAAAGAGGAUGGAGAACGCUCUCGUUGUUCAUAUUGUCGAGACAUGUUCAAUCAUGAGGAAAACCGGAGGGGACAAUGUCAAGAUGCCCCAGACCCCAUCAAGAGAUGCAUUUAUCAAGUGAGCUGUAUGUUGUGUGCUGAGAGUAUGCUCUAUCACUGCAUGUCGGACUCUGAAGGAGAUUUCUCUGACCCAUGCUCAUGUGACACUAGUGAUGACAAGUUCUGUUUGCGAUGGCUAGCACUUAUAGCCUUGUCUGUCAUUGCACCUUGUAUGUGCUGCUAUCUUCCUCUGAGAGCAUGCCACCACUGUGGUGAGAUGUGUGGAUGUUGUGGAGGAAAGCACAAAGCAGCUGGGUGAUGUGACAAGUCAGAAGCCAAGUUGCGCUUAAUAUUUUCUCUCCAGGCAGCAUUAUCGCUGGGUCUUUGGGUUCUGGCCCACUGAAUAGUAUUUAAAACCAGCACGAAUUGCAGAGGUGAGCGAGUUCCCGAGGCUUGAUGAGAAGGAAGUGGUGCGUUUCUGAUGAUUGUGCCACUUCACAAGGUCGCCAUGUCUAAUACCUUUCAUGGCAAACAGCCUGUUUUGUGAAGCAGACGGUUCUUUGCCUUUCAGCUGUACAGAUUGAAUACUGUAUGUGAAUACACAGCUGAAGGGAUUCAUUUUGCAGUUUUGUACAUUCAGAGUUGGUUAUGGGGCCUGGUUACUCACCUGAAGCUUUUAUGGAUGAGAUUCAAAUAUUAGACUAAAAGAGCACUAGAUAACCAUGGUUAUGGUUUAUAUCGAAGAAAGAUUUCACCUUGUUCUAGGCUUUGGUUUUAAUAAGUAUUGCAAAUCUUGAGUGCAUUUACAGAAACAUCUAUCUGACAUUCAGGUAUUCUUAUUGUCUGAAUACAGUAAUUACAAUUCUUUAAUAUUGUACAUAUAAAAUCUCAAACUUUAUAACUAAAUUUGACGUAUGGCCUGUAACUCUUUUAAUUUAAAAGUAAAUCCUAUCCUUCCCAAAGUCAUGUCAACACUUUUCAUAAUAAGCUAGUUAACUCCUCGAUAUCUAACAUUUUCAUUUUAAUCCAUUGCAAUAUGCAUGCUUAGUAUUCAUGUAUGAUUUUGUAUAACCGGUUAAUGUUUUUACAUCUUCCUCUGUAAAUUAAUCUGAGUCGAAUAUGUGAGUAAUUUUGUCCAAAGCCUAAAACUAAUGUUAUAUAUAUAUAAUACACACACAUCUCUGUCUAUAUAUAAUAUAUAGGUGAAUUAAGCACAUUCGAUUUUUUUUCUGUGAACCUAACAAUUGCAAACAAGUUAAUAUUUUGAUUUUUAGAUAUUUUUAAACGUUUCUGAUAUAUUUGCUCAACCAGCAAGUUUUCUGUUUGUGGUCCAAGGAUAUCAAAUGGGUUGCAGCAUUGCCAGAACUGGGAAUUGAUUGUGUUUGACUAUCUAAUGGGUAAAGUACAUGUAAAUUCAUGUGCUCGGGCCUGAAUUUGAUUCAGCAACCUACCAGGAAUAUUGUAGAUGCGAUUAUAUUUUUUAACAAAAAGGUCCUGUAGGUGGUUGAUUUUAUUAAAACAAAUUCAAGUUUAAUUUAUAAAUUAGUGUAAUCUGGAAUACUUUUAUGCAAUGACCAUAUUAAGCUAUGCCAUUUUAAUUUAUGUCGCUUCUUGAAAUUAUUAGGUAAAUGCUUUUGAAAAAGUUGGAGUAACCACUAGGGUCUAAAUUUCCUCUGACCAUUAUGCACACAGGCACAUCCGUGUUUCCAGUUUGAGAUUAGGUCAACAAUGCAAUUUGGAAUACUUUAAAUUAUAUGACAUUUCAGACAAUGUGGUGUUUGUUUUGCAAUUUGGACAUGCAUAGGAAUAGAUAAAUUAAAUCUAUAAUGUUUAUUAAAUUAUGCAAUGAGAGACCACUGUAUAUGCAGUAUCAUUCUGGGAAACCCUGGAUUGAACGGUACGCAGUGCAAAUGGUACAUUUGGAGGAGCAGAAGUAUAUAUUUGGGGAUGAAUUGAUUCCAUUCAUUGAUCCAGAUAAAGUAUUUUUUCAAUUUUAUAUUAUAAAAUUUGUUUUAAAAUCAAAGAAUUAUCC